Messenger RNA from Dreissena polymorpha, 1675 nucleotides. RefSeq lists its product as uncharacterized. The transcript is spliced from 5 exons. The record is from RefSeq and is a predicted model, not a curated record. Bases 281 to 1255 code for a protein of 324 amino acids. Lineage: Eukaryota; Metazoa; Mollusca; Bivalvia; Myida; Dreissenidae.
AAAAUAAAUGGGCCGUGUCGCGGCAAAACCUGUAUUCGUGACAUCAGUUAUGACGUUGGUAAAUUCUCUGUAAAGUGACGUCAACAUUUUAUUUAAUUUGCGCGAUUUCGUCAUCACUGCAACAUGUGGAUCUGUGUAGCUGUUUUGGACAGUUUUAUAUUUGUGUUAAAUAUGAAAUGAUGUGAUAUGGAUAAUGAAAUAGAACUGUCUGUGUCACAUUAGAAUAGCUUCGCCUAGGGAUGAUGUAUGCGCAACAUGUGAAGGCCAUAGAAAGAACAUUAUGAAGGCAAUAGAAGAGAGUGAAAAGUUAGAGGCUGCCGAAAACUUCAAACAACAUGUGAUAAAUGCCCAAAAAGAAAGAGAACUUUAUAAUGACAGUGUAAAGCGUGCCAAGGAAACAUGCAUAUUAAGUUCUGAUAAAAGAACAAACCACUAUACUUUUGAUUUUAGUAAAAAUGUAUCCAUUCCUCACUUCUCGCGGCAAAUGGGGCCAAUUUAUUUCAUGUCCCUUCGCAAAGUACAGAUUUUUGGUGUACGGAUAGAUGGACUGCCUAAACAGCUCAAUUUUUUGAUUGAUGAAAGUGAAACUAUGGGCAUAGAUGGUACCAAAACACACGGACCCAAUGCUGUCAUCUCGAUGCUGGAUAUGGUGCUAGACACCCACGGGCGUGGUGAAUCGACAUGCUCCAUCCAUGCGGAUAAUUGUCCAGGUCAGAACAAGAACCGCUACCUCAUUGGCUAUUUCACAUGGCGUGUGAUGACCGGCAGACAUGACGUGAUAGAAUACCACAUGCAAAUACCAGGACAUGCCAGGUGUCUGGUUGACAGUGGAUUUGGGCAUUUAAAGAAACUUUACAGGAGGUCGAACAUUGAGACAAUGGACUCAUUGACCCAGAUGGUGAAUAUGUCCUCAGCAUCCAAUGAAGCAGUGAGGUAUCCGGCAUGGAACUGGCGGGAUUGGAAAGGGUUUUUGUCCCGACUGUUUUGUCCUGUACCAGCGAUAAGACAAUAUCAGUACUUCCGCAUGACGACGGAAGAGCCAGGUGUGGUCACAAUUCGCACGAGAGUGGGAUGUCCAGAGGUCAAGGUUACAGUGACUAUGGAUGGCGUCCAUAUUCCAUACCAACAACCGCAGAUUGUAGAGGCCAAAGGACUCAGCCGAAACAGACAGGAGUACUUGUACAAAGUUGUCAGGCCAUAUCUCAGCGAUGCUAACAAGGAUGCUACUUGCCCAUGCCCAGAAACAUCACUAUAGUUAUGUCGUCGCAUCUAUCGCAUCUACGGCGAAAUAUUACACACAUUAUAAUGUCAAUAUUUACAGGCGAAUGACAAAUAACUUGAAACUUAUUCUUCAGUACUUUUUGAAUAUCCUUCAAUGUCUGUUUGAAUACAUUGGUUUAUUUAUAACACAUUUAAAUAACACUUUUUCAUAUCAAAUGAAAUAUUUGUAUUCACUUCUGCUCGUUUCUAUAGAAUUCAUGGCAAACGAAGAAUUAUGCAUACAAUAUAAGCUGUACGAUAAAUAAAUUGUGAACAUGCUAAGAAUAAUUAUAAAAAUUAUUAAAGAUUACUCGACUCUUAAUUUUUAGAAACAGCACUUUUGGGAAAUAAAAAUCUAACAUUUCAACACAAUGAAAUUAUUUUAUUAUUUUUAUUAUUGGAUAUUGUUGGUUUA